Molecule: messenger RNA, 1999 nt
Organism: Anopheles nili
Lineage: Eukaryota; Metazoa; Arthropoda; Insecta; Diptera; Culicidae
Product: ras/Rap GTPase-activating protein SynGAP-like
Exons: 1
Coding region: 121-1005 (294 amino acids)
Source: RefSeq, a predicted model, not a curated record
AGCAUUUUUUUGUUUUGUUGAACCCCUUCCCGUUGUCUCUUUUUUUUUCCUCUUUCACUUUGGUGCCCAUUUUCCUCUCUCACCCCUUUGCGAGCUGAUUUUUCACGGUGUUCUUUCACGAUGCGCCCGAUGCGCUUUCUUAUCUUUCCCUGCCACAGACCGGAAGCAGCGCUCGAAAGCCAGCUUGUGUCGGCUUUCCGGGCGGCCACUCUACCCGACGCGGAAACGCUCGAUCUCCGUCAGCCAUCGCCAUUGUCCCCGGGUUCGACUGAUCCGGCACUUCACCCCCAUCAUCAUCAUCAUCAUCAUUUGCAGCAGCAGCAGCACCAUCACCACCAUCACCAUGGGGGCGCGUUGGGGUUGCCUGAGUACAGCCGGAAGCGAUCGCAUCGCCACAGCGAACUACCUGCGGGUGGGUUUUUCCCAGGGAGUGACCUAGUGCCGGGUGGGAAAAAGGGAAAAUUCUCGGCGGCUGCAACGGCGGCAGCGGCUGCAGCUGCAGUGGCCGCUAACUACUACGACAAUGCAUAUCUUUCGUUCGAGAAGAGCCUGCGGGGUGCGUUUGGUGGACCGGAAGCGUUAGCUGCUGGACCGUUGAUGGAGGCGCCUGGUGGUCCUGGUGGAGGCGCCCUCGAGCCGUAUGGUGCGGGUGCAGGUGGUCAUUUGUUGAGUCCGAUUAAUUACACGCUGACGGCUGAGGCCAUUAACAGGCGCAUCCGGAGUACGCUCGGGUUGGACGAUCCGGAUCCGACCGGGAAAGGUCCGAUGCCGGACGAUCCGUGUUGCCCGGGGAUGGCCAGCCCGGACUGGAUGUUGCGCCGUGGAGGUGCGGGAAGUGGACCGGCACUUGCCGAGACGCGUCCUUACACUCAUAGUCCUGGUUUGCCCCCGGGGACACCUGGAACGUUGUACGAGGAGCACAAGUUUGGACCGUUCUCGCCGGUUGGUGCCGGAGCGUUACACGACGAUAACAACAACGUGGAUAAGAAGGCGUUCCAGGAGUAGGAAGUGGUUGGAAAUCUUUGGUAAACUCGACUGAUAGGUGCGAAAAUUUCGAGACAAGAUGGGAGAUAAAUUAUAUUACUUAUGACGUAAUGGAGAGCAUCGUUUGAGCCGAUUGGUGAUUGAGUUAUUUUCUUUUUUUCUUAUUUUAUUUCAUUUUCCAAAAAAAAAGAUAUAAUCUACUGCUUAUCAAAAAAAAAAAAAUUGUGAUUUAAUUUCACGAUCUAAAUUGAAACUAAAUUUAAAGAAAAAAGACACAUUCGUUUACAUUGUGAGCUUCGAGUGUGGAUUGCACAUAUUUAACGAACGGAACUGAUGCCUAUCACCAGAUAUAAGAAACACGUCUUUUGGGACAUUGAACGAACAAUUCGCUUUCUGAUUAACGAUAACAAGCAGCAUUCGAUACACGAUUUAUGAGCUAUAUCUUAUACGCGCACCAUUUAUAGUACGGCAUGGUGCAGGCCGAGCGUUUGGUACGGUAACCCCACAUAGAUAAUCAUAAAAAGAAUUCAAAAGAAGCAGAAAAAAUCUAUCCCCCUCCUUCCCUCUCUCUCUCUCACACACACCCCCUACACAGAUUCUCUUUGCUGAAAAGAAAAACCUUGGUGAUUAAUCUAGACUGAUUAGAUAAUAUACAACGCAUCGGCAUACGUAUACAUAUAUAUAUUAGUAGCGAUCGGUAUAUAUGCAUUGGAGCUGGGUUGAGAUGAAACGAUCGAGUUUGAAAAUUGGCAAAUCCCACACAUACUGAUAGUGCGAAGGUGGGGCUAUUAACGCACCUCGUGCAGGAAACAUAACGAUAUUUGUAUAACGUAAAAAACCAAAAUCAUUAGCAGCGAGAAAGCGCACACAUAGGAACCGUAAUCCUUUGGCACGGACCGGGUCGCUGAUCAUUUCCGACUAAUGAACGAUUCAAAGCGAAUGAAAUAAAGCACGUUAAAACAUUCUUCCCGAAUUUGUAUCGCAUCAUCCCUCCCUUGUUCGGCGAAUGUGUGUA